Pseudovirgaria hyperparasitica is the source of this 6558-nucleotide messenger RNA. RefSeq names its product PP2C-domain-containing protein. The transcript is spliced from 4 exons. The record is from RefSeq and is a predicted model, not a curated record. Gene Ontology annotation, biological process: cAMP biosynthetic process; intracellular signal transduction. Gene Ontology annotation, molecular function: protein binding; adenylate cyclase activity; magnesium ion binding. Lineage: Eukaryota; Fungi; Ascomycota; Dothideomycetes; Acrospermales; Acrospermaceae. The coding region runs from base 162 to 6467 and encodes 2101 amino acids.
UUCACCACUACAAGCCUGACACCUGCCAUGCAGCCGCCCUGAGUCGUGAAGAACACGCUCCACGUCGCUGUCCGAGGCAAGCUGCUUUGCGAUACUGCACGCUUCACUACCAUUCCUCCGUCAAGAGCCUUGCGCGCAUAAUACCGAGACCAUAAACCGUGAUGACAAGGAAAGAGAAUGUUGGCAGGCAUGGUUCUACGGAAAGCUCCGGAGCUGAUAGCUGGCGCUCGUCCGACACUAUCAGAGGGUCACCGGCAGGACGUGCGAGAAACGCGCCGGUAAGAUCGAGGCCUGGGAAGGAAAAAGAAGCUGAUAUCGACGCUGAUAUUUCUCCUGGAACCAGGCCACGAGUGCCUGCGCAGAGUUCUAGAUCAAAGAUCGCCCCGUGGGAGACCUCUGGAAAGACGUCAGAAUUCAACAACUACAGGAAAGAGCUGGCAGUAUUAGAUGCGCCGAACAGUAAUCCAGCGCCGAACUCACGCCAAAGGGUACAUAAUGCGAACUCGGAUUUUCCACCUUGGGCUACUGGACUUGGUGGUACACCGAACGUUUCCAGUGUCUUCGGGAGCAUUGGAAGCUUCUACAAUGAUUCGAACGAGGACCUGACCCAGCUCUCACCUGGACUUCGCCCUGGCAGUAGUAAAGAUGAGGUGGUUUAUCCUGGUGAUGAUCGCCGGCCGUCCAUCGCUAGCAACACCACUGUGAGCAGUCAAGGAUCUAAAUCGAGCAUUGGCCGCGGGUUUCAUAAAAAGCUGCAGGGUUUCUUCGGUGAAGAAUUUCCAGUUAUCGACUCCAGACAGAGCUCUGAUACUAGCCUCGCCUACAAUGCCUUUGCUGCUGCUGGAGCUGGCAAUAAUAGCGACAACUCGUCUCGAGUACGUCCCCGAAACAAUUCAAUGCGGACCGCUGUAGGGGAGGGCUUAAACAGCCGACCAGUAUCACCUGCAAGCUCACGCCCACGUACACCUCUACCAUCAAGCGAAGUUACCCCUUGGGAAUAUCAAGAUCUCAAGGAACUCCCAGGCUCCAUCAGCUUGUCACGCCCCUCAACGGAACAUUCGAACUCCAAGUUCUCCAAAUCGCACAAACUCCAUCUACCUGGACACCGUCAAAGAGGGAGCAAGGAGGACAACAGAGCCGAAUCUAACAUCGGAUACACAUUACGACCGAGUCUCAGCAGAGAGGAGUCGAGCGGAAGCGCGCGCAAGCCAGAUAGUCGACUUCAUCAGCUCCCAGUGGCACUUAGCUCGGCUUUCAACUCUAGCACUACGCUCGGUCGACCUUCAAGUCCAACGCCCAGCGGAUCAAGUGCGCUCAGCAAGGAGAAUAUGGCUCAGCGCUCCCCGGGUGGCAAUGGCAACCACAAACGCUCUCUCAUCGACCGAUUAACGCGAAAGCACAAGGCCGAUCGAGUCGUUGCGGAUCCACUCAGUGACUUGUCCCCGUCCUCAACGUCUUUACAUGCCCAACUGAGAGCCCCGAAGCUUCCGAAAUCUGAGCCCACGGGAAACACGCGGAAACGGCCUGGCAUAGAGCCCCCGCCAAGCAUUCGUAGCAAAGAAUCAAUUCCGAAAAAAGAGCAUGCCAGUAGGAUACCUUUCAAGAGCUCGAAAAGAGGCCACCUAGCUGUCGAGCCAUCAGCAAAGGAUCCAAACGAAGCGCGGGCUUCAGCCGUUAUGAACGAAGCUCUUUGGAAUCUAGACACAGACUUGACACAAAUGGAGGGUAUCAUCGGCAACCCCCUGCUUGGGCCCUUGACACCACCUGUGGGGGACGUAUAUACAGCCUUCCCAGGUGACGAUGCGUACAAAGAACCCAAGGAAUACGAGGCACCCCCUGCGAUAUGGGAUGCUCCGGAUUCCUGGGCAGUGAAGCGAGUCGGGGAUGAGAACAUGGGUAGGCUACGUGAGCUUGACGAGAACGGCGAUAUUCCUAAGGAUGACAACGUCGGUCCACCAUAUUGCGUACGCAUAUUUCGAGUUGAUUCGACUUUUGCUGUCCUUUCCGUGGGACUAAACACAACUGUUGCUGAAAUCAUAGCGAUAUUAGGCAAGAAGACUUUGCUGCAGGACGAAUUGAACAAUUACCAGAUCGUUAUGCGGAAACACGACACUUCGCGGCAACUGCAACCCCAGGAAAGACCUGUCGUAAUACAGAGGCACCUCCUAGAACAGGCUGGCUACACCGACUCUGAUCGUCUUGAAGAUGUCGGUCGAGAGGACAACAGUUAUCUCUGUCGUUUCACUUUUUUGCCGUCCAAGAUGACUGGCUACUCGAGUCUCGAAAAGGAUCCCGGCUUCAAGAAUAUGCAAAAGUUCAGUCAUAUCGAUCUCCAAGGCCGAAAUCUAGUCACUAUUCCGAUCACACUAUAUCAGAAAGCAACUGAAAUCAUUUCUCUGAACUUGUCCCGCAACCUCUCCCUCGACGUCCCAAAAGAUUUCAUACAGACAUGCACUAAUUUACGGGACAUCAAAUAUACUAGUAAUGAGGCUUGGCGGCUACCUCCCAGUUUAGGCUUGGCCAGCAGGCUUACCAUGCUAGACGUCUCCAACAACCGCUUGGAGCAGCUAGACAACACGGAGCUUAACAAGCUGCACAGUCUACAAGGCCUGCGUCUAUCAAACAACAAACUUACGUCCUUGCCCUCGUAUUUUGGCCAGUAUAAAGCUUUGCGAAGCUUGAACCUCUCAUCGAACUUUCUGAAGGAGUUUCCAGACUUCCUCUGUGAGGUUCGAACACUCGUGGAUCUCGACAUAAGCUUCAACACGAUUUCCAGUAUUCCGAAGAUCGGACAGUUGACCUGUCUAGAGCGACUUUGGGCGACAAACAACAAGCUCACCGGAUCAUUUCCACCAUCACUGAAGAAUCUCGUCAACCUCAGGGAGAUCGAUGUGAGAUUCAACAGCCUAAACAAUAUCGACGUCAUGUCUCAGUUGCCGAAGUUGGAGCUUCUGAUAGUUGGUCACAAUUCAAUAUCUGCCUUCGAGGGCACUUUUGAGAAAGUCAAAGUGCUGCACAUGAAUCACAACCCAGUAACAAGAUUCGGAAUCACCUCAUACGUACCGUCACUCUCCGUCCUAAAUCUUGCAUCCGCAAAGCUGGCGCAGCUCCCAGAGGACUUGUUCCAAAAUGUACCCGGCCUUAUUAAGUUCAUCCUAGACAAGAACCAUUUUGCAUCUCUUUCUCCACAGAUAGGACGAUUAACUCGCCUCGAGCAUUUCAGCGUUGCAAGAAACAAUCUAGAACACUUACCAACCGACAUUGGGCGUCUUAUCGAACUCAGAUUUCUGGACGUAAGAGAAAACAACUUACGGAAACUACCACAGGAGAUUUGGUUUGCGCGCAAAUUGGAAACUCUCAACGUCUCAUCGAAUGUCUUAGACACAUUCCCUAAGCCACUCUUCCAAGCAUUGAAUGUAAAUGAGCCAGCCGGUCUAGAUGGAGGAUCGACACCCACCCAAAACAAUGCGACAGGUCCCGAAUUCGAAGAGCUUGGAAAACUCGAAGACUUCGCCGCUCGGCGCCCGAGUCAAGCUUCCGGUUACCUAAGUGUUGGUAGCUCUCCAGGGACAUCAGUUCGUAAAGGGUCGAUGGCCUCAUCUUACGCUAGCGGCAGAAAACCUUCAAUUAUGUCCAGAUCGACUGAAGGGACCCUGACGCCUGUCACACGGAAGGACUCAAGCUUGUCAAAUAGACUAAUGAGUACUUUUGCCGGAUCCCUGCGGCACAUUUAUCUUGCCGACAACAGGCUGAACGACGAUGUCUUUGAUGAACUCGCACUACUUCCAGAACUGAGAAUUGUCAAUAUGUCUUACAAUCUGCUAUACGACAUUCCACCUCGUACGAUUCGAAGGUGGUCAAAUCUCGCAGAGCUGUACUUGUCUGGCAACGACCUGACAUCGCUACCAGCCGAAGACCUCGAAGAGGUCACCUCCCUGAAAGUAUUGCACAUUAAUGGAAACAAGUUUCAAGUCCUUCCGGCCGAACUAGGGAAAGUUGCCAAGCUGGCCAUUUUAGAUGCGGGUAACAAUGCGCUGAAGUACAAUGUCUCUAAUUGGCCAUAUGACUGGAACUGGAAUUGGAAUCACAACUUAAAGUUUCUCAAUCUGUCUGGAAAUAAGCGCCUUGAGAUCAAGAAAGCCCUGAACGCUGUGGGAAAUGCUCGAGAGGGCAGAGAUCUGACCGAUUUCAGCUCUUUGACUAACCUUCGUGUUCUUGGUCUGAUGGAUGUGACAAUGAUCGGCUCAAGCGUUCCUGAACAGUUUGAGGAUCGAAGAGUCCGCACCUCGGGAUCAACCGUAGGAUCAAUGGCCUAUGGAAUGGCCGACAGCCUCGGCCGCAAUGAGCAUCUUUCUACGAUGGACCUCGUCGUUGAAAGGUUCCGCAGUCACGAUGAUGAGACUCUCCUUGGCCUGUUUGACGGACAAGCGUUGUCUGGUGGCGGCUCCAAGAUAGCGCGCUAUCUUUACGAGAAUUUCAAGCUUAGAUUCACCGAUGAGCUGGAGAGACUACGACCGCAGGAAUCUCCUGCAGACGCUCUCCGUCGGACCUACUUAGGGCUAAAUAAGGAUCUUGCAACAGCUGCCACUUCGUCGUACGAAAACAAGGCACACACUUCCCAGGCUCCUGGCGCACAUCGCGGCUCAAUAUCUCUGCCAGAGCUCGGAGAGGAUGAUUUGAACUCUGGCAGUGUCGCUACUGUGCUUUUUCUCAAGGAAAUGGACCUCUUCGUUUCCAACGUGGGGGACGCACAAGCUCUCUUGAUUCAGUCCGAUUACACUCAUCGCACAAUCACAAGGAAGCAUGACCCUGCAGAACAUGGAGAGAGGGCACGGAUACGUGAGGCUGGCGGAUUUGUCUCUCGACAAGGCAAGCUGAAUGAUGUACUGGAAGUAUCGCGCGCCUUCGGAUACGUGCAGAUGUCCCCAUCGGUGAUUGCCGCGCCCCACGUGAAUAAGAUCACACUUAAGGAAACCGACGAGAUGAUCGUAGUCGCCUCAAGAGAAUUAUGGGAAUACCUUGCAGCGGACUUUGUUGUCGAUGUUGCAAGAUCAGAGCGCAAUGAUCUCAUGCGAGCAGCUCAAAAGCUUCGGGAUCUGGCAAUUGCUUUUGGAGCGGCAAACAAGAUCACGGUGAUGAUUAUCGGAGUAAAUGACCUUCGCAGCAAGCAACGUGCCAAGCACCGCACUCACAGCAUGUCCAUGGGUCCGUCAGGUUCCCCUGAUGAAUUCACGAGCAGACUCAAGAAUGCCAAGCGAGCGAAGGAUAUCGUCGCAGACUCAAAGUUGGCCCGGCUGGACCAGGAGGUCGACGCACCUAUAGGCGAAGUCAGCCUUGUCUUCACGGAUAUCAAGAGCUCGACUCUACUUUGGGAGACAUAUCCAGUACCGAUGAGAUCCGCUAUUCGCAUGCACAACGAAGUCAUGCGACGCCACCUACGCAUCAUCGGUGGUUACGAAGUGAAAACUGAAGGAGACGCAUUCAUGGUCGCCUUCCCAACUGUGACGUCGGCAUUGCUAUGGUGUUUCACAAUUCAAAGCCAACUACUGGAGGUGCCGUGGCCACAGGAAAUCCUAAACAGUGUGAACGGCCAAGAAGUCUUGGAUGCUGAUGGUAACGUGAUAUUUCGCGGUCUUUCCGUCCGAAUGGGUAUACAUUGGGGUACUCCAGUGUGCGAGGUUGAUCCAGUCACGAAACGCAUGGACUACUUCGGGCCAAUGGUCAAUCGGGCCUCGCGUAUAUCAUCAGUGGCAGAUGGUGGACAAAUUACAGUCUCAUCUGACUUCAUUGCGGAGAUUCAGCGGCUGCUAGAGACACAUAUCGAGACUGACCGCAGUGGAUCAACAGGUUCGGAAGACACAAUGACCGAGGAUCCCAUCAACCAAGUCAUUCGACGCGAAUUGAGGUCGCUCAGUAGUCAGGGCUUCGAAGUCAAAGACCUUGGAGAGCGAAGGCUGAAAGGUCUUGAGAAUCCCGAAUACAUCUACCUGAUGUAUCCUCAUUCGUUGGCAAGUCGCUUGAGUGUACAACAGCAACGAAACGAAGCAGAGCAACAAGUACCUCAGCAACAGGGAAUUGCUGCCACUAAAGUUCGAGACAGUACGUUGACAAUUGACACUGAGCAUGUAUGGGAUCUCUGGAACGUAAGCCUACGUCUAGAGAUGCUAUGUAGUGCCCUUGAAAGUUCUAGCGGUCCGGCGCAACUGAAGGCGCCGGAGACUGCAUUACUUGAAAAGAUGAAGAACAGAGGCGGCGAAAUCACGGACCGGUUCUUGAUAAACUUUGUCGAGCACCAGAUUUCACGGAUUGAGAGCUGUGUCACUACACUAGCACUGCGGAAUCUCAUCCGACCGUUCGGGCAAAAUAGUCUCCUCGAUCAAGCCUGCCCAAUGGCCGACAUAUUUGCUGCUCUCACCUCUCAGCUAGACGAAUUGAAGACUCUACAAGCUUCCGCGGUGAACUUCUAGAUGGCUUCUUCAUUAUCGCCCUCUAAGUCUGUCUCGGUCCUACCAUAGGCACGGAUCCACGAACUUUUCACAAUGGACUCGCGGAAGAUGC